GGUCCUGACGUUUCUUUCUUACAGAACACAGUUAGCAUGUGUAGCUGUGUUAGCAUGUCAGCUGAGUGUAAAUAAGGACAGAAACACAGUUUAGUUUGUGUGUGUUCUCUUUGACUCGAUCUGUAGAAAAUGUCCAGAUUUCAGGAUCUUAAACAUUUAUUCAAACUGCGGCUCGCGAGCAUCUGAUUGGAUAUUUCGAGACAAAUAUCCGGAUAUGAAAAGCAGCUCGAGCCCCACCGAAAACUGCUGUAUGUGGUUUUAAAGCCCGACAUGGAGCUGCAGAGAGAAGCAGACGUCCAGCAGCUGCUGCUGGUCAAAGAAGAGGUUCCCCCUGAGCAGCAGGAGUGGAGCUCCAGUCCGGACCAGGAGGACCCAGAGCCCCCCCCACACAUUAAAGAGGAACAGGAGGAACUCUGGAGCAGUCAGGAGGGAGAGCAGCUUCAAGGGCUGGAGGAGGCUGAUAUCACCAAGUUCACAUUCACUCCUGUCCCUGUGAAGAGUGAAGAUGAUGAAGAGAAACCUCAGUCCUCACAGCUUCAUCAAAGACAAACUGAACACAUGGAAACAGGAGCUGAUGGAGAGGACUGUGGAGGACCAGAACCAGCCAGGAACUCAGAUCCAGAGACACAUUUACAGCCAGAUACUGAGAACAAGACUGGAGACUCUUCUGACACUGAUGAAAUGACUUCGGAUUCUUCUGAAACUGCGACUGAAAAAGACUGGAAUGGACCUGAUGGAAAACCAUUUCGCUGCUCUGUGUGUAAAAAAACAUUCAAACACAGGGGAAAUCUGAAUAUACACAUGAGAACUCACACAGGAGUGAAACCUUUUAGUUGCUCUUUGUGUAGUAAAAGGUUCACUCAGAAAGCCGGUCUGGACUACCACUUGAAAACUCACACAGGAGAGAAACCGUUUAGUUGCUCACUUUGUGGUAAAACAUUUCGACACAAAGGAGCUGUAACGUACCACAUGGCGACCCACACGGGAGUGAAACCCUUCAGCUGCAGUGUUUGUAACAAGAGAUUUAGGGCGACGUCACAGCUCAAAGUUCAUAAGUGUGUUGGCGAUUACAGAAGCCAAAGUGAUAAACCCAAUAAACCACUGAGCUGCUCUGAAUGUGACGCAACAUUUCCCAACAAUUACCUUCUGGUGACCCACAUGAGGAUGCAUAAAGGAAAGAAACUGUUUACUUGCUCCAUUUGUGGUCAAAAACGUCAGUUCAGCUCACAUCUAGACAUACAUAUGAGAACCCACACAGGAGAGAAACCGUACAGCUGCUCUGUGUGUGGGAAAAGAUUUUCUCAAAGAGGAAUUAUGUCUCAACACAUGGCAGUCCACUCGGGGGUGAAACCAUUCAGCUGCAGUGUCUGUGGCAGAAGGUUCUUUUGGCAUUUUCAGAUCAAAAAACACAAGUGUCUCGGAGAGUCCUCGCAGCAGAGAAGAACCGGCUUCAAUGGAGAGGACUGCGGAGCAGCAGAAGCAGCCGGCUCGGAUCCAGAGAGACAUUUAUACCCAGAGACUAAUACAGAGACGGAACCGUCUCCUGACAGUGUUGACAUUGAGUUUUGGAAAGACACCAGGCAACAUCAGUCCGGGUUCACUUAUCGGAGGAAUAAAAAAGUAUCUGUAAAUAAUGGAUAUAAUACCGACAAGAUUCCAGUCAGCUGCUCUGAUGAGCCGGCUCAAGCUGAACCCAACACUGACGAAGGAGACUUUUCCAAACACACCCGGCAACCUCAAUCAGGUCCAAAUCAGCUGAAAACUGAGGAAGUCUCCGUCAGUGAUACAGGAUGUAAAUCUGAGAGGAAAACGUUCAGCUCCUCUGAAUGUCAUGAAGGAUCUGAAGACAGUCGCACUCUGCUGACACACAGACAGUCUCCCACAGGAGAGAAACCAUUUAGUUGCUUAUUCUGUGGAAAAGGAUUUGCAACUGGAGGAAAUCUGACGAGACACACAUCUGUCCAUAUAGGAGAGAAACCGCUCGGCUGCAUCGUUUGUAAGAAAAGAUUCACUUUAGAGUCGCAGCUCAUGAGCCACGAGUGUGUUAGUGAGUCCUCGCGGCUUCACGCUGCCAACAAGUUGAUUGGCAGCUCUCAGUGUGGGAAAGGAUUUAACCGAAAACACCAGCUGCAGGUUCCCAUGAGAAUUCAAACCGGACUGAAACCAUUUGGUUGCUCACUAUGUGGUAAAACCUUUGCCAAUCAUGAAAGCUUAAGUUCUCACAUGACAUGUCACUCAGGGGAGAAACCCUUCCGCUGCUCUGUGUGCAACUCAGGCUUCAGUGACAGCGAGGCUUUACUCAAACACAUGAGGAUCCACACGAGACAGACACAGUUCAGUUGCACAAUUUGUGGUAAAGAAUUUGCAUGGAGAAGAUAUCUGACUAAACAUAUGGAGGUCCACACAAAGGGGAAAACCUACAGCUGCAGAUACUGUGACAAACAUUUCACCUGGCAUUAUCUGUUGGAAUAUCAUAAAUGUGUUGGUCAGUCCUCAGAGCUUCAUCAGAGACAAACUGAACACAUGGAAACAGGAGCUGAUGGAGAGGACUGUGGACGACCAGAACCAGCCAGGAACUCAGAUCCAGAGACACAUUUACACCCAGAUACUGAGGACAAGACUGGAGACCCUUCUGACACUGACACUGAGGACAGUGACAUCAGUGAUUUUUGGAUAGAGAGCAGUUUGUCGAGUUUAACUUCUCUGAAACAUGAUGAAGUCUGUCAGAGUGGUGAAACAUUUAACAACAAUCACCUACAAGAGGAAGAGUUCACAGAAGGAGGAAGUCUGAACCAGCACACGGCAAAGCAGGAGGACUCAGAGCCCCCCCCACACAUUAAAGAGGAACAGGAGGAACUCUGGAGCAGUCAGGAGGGAGAGCAGCUUCAAGGGCUGAAGGAGGCUGAUAUCACCAAGUUCAGAUUCACUCCUGUCCCUGUGAAGAGUGAAGAUGAUGAAGAGAAACCUCAGUCCUCACAGCUUCAUCAAAGAGGAACUGAACACAUGGAAACAGGAGCUGACGGAGAGGACUGUGGAGGACCAGAACCAGCCAGGAACUCAGAUCCAGAGAUGCAUUUACACCAAGACACUGAGGAUAGUGUCGAUAGUGAUUUCUGGAAGGAAACCAGAAGACGUCCGCUGUAUGAUGAAAUCUCUGAGAGUAUUAUGGGAUGUGAUUCUGGAAUCAAUAACAUGAGUUUUCCUGAGUGUCCUGAAGCUGAGAGUGACGACAGUGAUUUCUGGAAAGAUGACAGGAAACCUCAAUCGGGUCUCAACUCUUUGUUUGACAGCGAAGCUGCUGAAAGUGAAACGACAUGUAACACAUUCAGGAAACCGUACAGCUGCCCCGACUGUGGGAAAAGGUUUCUGCACCACGCCAACAUGAAGAACCACAUGAAGUUUCAUACGGGAGAGAAGGUGUUCCUUUGUUCUGUGUGUGGUUUAAAAUGUCUUUACAAGUCCCACCUGGAGAUACACAUGAGAACUCACACCAGAGAGAAACCGUUCCCAUGCCCUGUGUGCGGGAAAAGAUAUGCACAUAAGGCAAGUAUGCAAUCUCACAUGGCCGUCCACACUGUGGAGAAACAGUACAGCUGCAGCGUCUGUGACAAAGGCUUCGCUUGGUAUUCAGAGCUGAAAUAUCAUGAGUGUGUGGGGGAGUCCUCACAGGAACAGACUUACCGAGGAGAAACCAUGUAGCUGCACCACAGCGAAAUCUGAACACAGAUGAAGAUUCACUCUGGUGCUGCUGAGAGCAGCAACAGGAAGUCGAGUUAGUUCUAUUAUUUAUUAAUUUAGUCUUCGAAUGUCUUGUUGUCCAAAACCCAGAGAGACUGUUUACUGUCAUGUGACAAAACAAAGCAGCUUCGUCACAUCUGAGAAGCUACAAAUAUUUAUCAUUAUAUUAUUAUGUUUAUACAGUUUCUGUUGAUCCACUGAUUUAUUGACUAAUCAUUGAGCUAUAGUUCAGUAAUUUAAUAGAUGAUGUGAUCCUGUUUUUGUUUUCAAUUGAGGAAUUUAAACCAAGUUUAUUAGGAGUAGUAUUGUUUUUUGUAAGAAAUUAUUUUCCUUCUUUGAAUAUUGACACCGUGAACUUUCCUCACACUUCCUGUCUGUUUUUCUUUGUAAUUUAUGAAUGAAUGAAUCACUUGUCAUGUAUUCAUCACGGUGGAGCUCAUUAAACUACAGAAGAAGAUUCAGGGUGAAACUCAA
This is a messenger RNA of Cottoperca gobio, 4212 nucleotides long. RefSeq names its product zinc finger protein 26-like. The record is from RefSeq and is a predicted model, not a curated record. Gene Ontology annotation, biological process: regulation of transcription by RNA polymerase II. Gene Ontology annotation, cellular component: nucleus. NCBI's taxonomy places the organism in Eukaryota, Metazoa, Chordata, Actinopteri, Perciformes, Bovichtidae. The transcript is spliced from 2 exons. The coding region runs from base 271 to 3699 and encodes 1142 amino acids. Gene Ontology annotation, molecular function: DNA-binding transcription factor activity, RNA polymerase II-specific.